UUUGUGGUUAUGGAUUAACUUGCGCUCCUGGCUGUCAUGGCGGCAGUCCUUGCGGUGUCUCCACGGCCCACCCCAACAGGUGCCAGGAUGUGGCAGCUUGGAAGCCUCUUCCUGCUCUCGACCAUCUGGGGAAUUUCCAGCACACCAGCUCCUCCUGACUCCGUGUUCUCCAGCAGCCAGAAUGCCCACCAGGUACUGCGGAUCCGCAAACGCGCCAACAGCUUCCUGGAGGAGCUCCGGCCCGGCAGCCUGGAGCGGGAGUGCAAGGAGGAGAUCUGUGAUUUUGAGGAGGUGUGGGAGAUUUUCCAAGACAUGAAAGAAACGAUGACCUUCUGGUCCAAGUACUACGACGGGGACCAGUGCGAGGCCCCGCCCCCGGAGCACCAGUGCGACAGCCCGUGCUGCGGGCACGGCACGUGCAUCGACGGCCUGGGAGGCUUCCGCUGCGACUGCGCGCGGGGCUGGGAGGGCCUCUUCUGCAGACACGAGGUGCGCUUCUUCAACUGCUCGGCGAACAACGGCGGCUGCUCGCACUACUGCCUGGAGGGGGAUGGCGGGCGCCGCUGCAGCUGCGCGCCCGGCUACCGGCUGGGGGACGACCACCGGCGGUGCGAGCCCCAGGUGACAUUCCCCUGUGGGAGGUCAGGGAAGCGGAUAGAGAAGAAACGCAAGAACGUGAAACGUGACACGGACCAAGGAGACCGAGAAAAUCAAGAAGACCAAGGAGACCAAGAAAAGAAAGGAGACCAAGAAAACAAAGGAGACCAAGAAAACCAAGGAGACCAAGUAAACCAAGGAGACCAAGAAAACAAAGGAGACCAAGAAAACCAAGGAGACCAAAAAAACCAAGGAGACCAAAAAAACCAAGGAGACCAAGUAAACCAAGGAGACCAAGUAAACCAAGGAGACCAAAAAAACCAAGGAGACCAAAAAAACCAAGGAGACCAAGUAAACCAAGGAGACCAAGUAAACCAAGGAGACCAAAAAAACCAAGGAGACCAAAAAAACCAAGGAGACCAAGUAAACAAAGGAGACCAAAAAAAUGAAGGAGACCAGAGAGACCAAGGAGACCAAGUGGAUCCGCGGCUCAUCAAUGGGAAGUUGACCGGAUGGGGAGAAAGCCCCUGGCAGGUGAUCCUGCUGGACUCGAAAAAGAAGCUGGCGUGUGGGGCGGUGCUCAUCCACACCUCCUGGGUGCUGACGGCGGCCCACUGCUUCGACGACCCCAAGAAGCUCACCGUCAGGCUGGGGGAGUAUGACCUGCGGCGCUGGGAGAACUCGGAGGUGGACGUGGACAUCAAAGAGAUCGUCCUGCACCCCAACUAUACCAAGAGCACCAGUGACAACGACAUCGCCCUGCUCCGCCUGGCCCGGCCCGCCACUCUCUCGCCGACCAUUGUGCCCAUCUGCCUCCCGGACAGUGGCCUCUCAGAGCGCGAGCUCACCCAGGCCGGCCAGGAGACCAUGGUGACGGGCUGGGGCUACCGCAGCGAGGCCAAGAGAAACCGCACCUUCAUCCUCAACUUCAUCAAGGUCCCCCUGGCCUCGCACAGCGACUGCGUCCAGACCAUGCAGAACGAGAUCUCCGAGAACAUGCUGUGCGCGGGCAUUCUCGGGGACACGCGGGAUGCCUGCGGAGGGGACAGCGGGGGGCCUAUGGUCGCCUCCUUCCGGGGCACCUGGUUCCUGGUGGGCCUGGUGAGCUGGGGGGAGGGCUGUGGGCGCCCCGACAAAUACGGCGUUUACACCAAAGUCAGCCGUUACCUUGACUGGAUCCAUAGCCACAUUGGAGCUGAGGAGGCCCCCCUCAAGAGCCAGGUGGUGCCUUAGCAUCCCUCCCACGUGUGUCUGGACCCCAGGAGCCACCCUGGGGUGAGGGUGGGUUGUUGAAUGGCAGCCUGUGGGACAUUAAAGGGGGCAUGGAACAAGCA
Molecule: messenger RNA, 1931 nt
Organism: Camelus dromedarius (Arabian camel)
Lineage: Eukaryota; Metazoa; Chordata; Mammalia; Artiodactyla; Camelidae
Gene: PROC
Product: protein C, inactivator of coagulation factors Va and VIIIa
Exons: 9
Coding region: 37-1830 (597 amino acids)
Biological process (GO): blood coagulation; negative regulation of blood coagulation; proteolysis
Cellular component (GO): extracellular region
Molecular function (GO): serine-type endopeptidase activity; calcium ion binding
Source: RefSeq, a predicted model, not a curated record